Messenger RNA from Magallana angulata, 1788 nucleotides. Its product is annotated as F-box/LRR-repeat protein 14-like. Gene Ontology annotation, molecular function: protein binding. The coding region runs from base 26 to 1237 and encodes 403 amino acids. NCBI's taxonomy places the organism in Eukaryota, Metazoa, Mollusca, Bivalvia, Ostreida, Ostreidae. Gene Ontology annotation, cellular component: SCF ubiquitin ligase complex. The record is from RefSeq and is a predicted model, not a curated record. The transcript has a single exon. Gene Ontology annotation, biological process: SCF-dependent proteasomal ubiquitin-dependent protein catabolic process.
UGACACAACACGGAAGCCAUGCAAGAUGGAAAGAAAGGGCGGAAAGCCCAAUCAACACAUUUCAUGUUUAUUUCCUGAAGUGCUAACGAUUAUUUUUAGUUACUUAAGUGUCAGAGAUAAAGGUCGUGUUGCGCAGGUGUGUGUGAAAUGGCGAGAUGUCGCCUACAACCGUUGUGUGUGGCGCGGAGUGUGCGCGAAACUUCAUCUUCGCCGGGCCAACCCGUCUUUGUUCCCGAGUCUAGUGAAACGGGGGAUAAAACGAGUGCAGAUUCUCAGUCUCAAACGGAGCCUUCGUGAUGUGGUGGUGGGCAUUCCCAACGUGGAGACCUUGAACUUGAGUGGCUGCUUCGUGGUGACAGACCAUGCUCUCGGGCAUGCAUUCUCGCAGGAUCUUCCAUGCAUGACGGUUCUGAACCUCAGUCUGUGCAAGCAAAUAACGGACAACAGUUUAGGUCGUAUCGCCCAGUAUUUAACGAAUUUAGAAGUUCUAGAAUUAGGUGGUUGUAGCAAUAUAACAAAUACUGGUCUUCUGCUCAUAGCAUGGGGCCUUCGUAAACUGAAAACAUUAAAUCUUCGAAGUUGUCGUCACAUAUCAGACGUUGGUAUAGGUCAUUUAGCUGGAAAUAGUCCAAAUGCUGCUGCUGGAACUUUAGAAAUAGAAAACUUAGGAUUACAAGACUGCCAGAAACUUACUGAUCUCUCGUUAAAGCAUUUAAGUUGUGGUCUUGUGAAUUUAAAAACUUUGAAUUUGAGUUUCUGUGGUAGUGUGACGGACAGUGGGGUUAAGUUUUUGUCAAAGAUGCAGACUAUGCGCGAGAUAAACCUUAGAAGCUGUGAUAACAUUAGCGACGUUGGCCUGGGAUAUUUAGCCGAGGGCGGGUCGCGUAUUACUUCGCUGGACGUGAGUUUCUGUGACAAGGUCGGCGACGAGGGACUAGUCCAUUUAGCUCAAGGAUUAUUCAGCCUAAGAAAUAUCAGUUUGUCUGCCUGUAACAUCAGUGACGAGGGUCUAAAUCGCCUUGUUAAUACCUUACAAGAUAUUACGACUUUAAACAUUGGCCAGUGUGUUAGAAUCACGGACAAAGGGUUGAGUUUGAUCGCAGACCACCUGAAGAAUCUUCAGUCCAUUGACCUAUACGGAUGUACUCGGAUAACAACCGUCGGACUCGAGAGAAUAAUGCAGCUCCGAGGGCUCACCACACUCAAUCUUGGCCUUUGGCACAAAGGUGAAAUAUAGGUCAGCUUUGGAGAGGUGUGUCUGAUAAAUAGGUCACUGACAAAAGGCAAUCCGUGGGAGAGAUGCUGUGAACUGUGCUUUAUACAAAUCUUGCCAAAUUGACAUUUUUUUUUCUUUUGUUGGUUUGAUAUCAUUUUAGUUUUUGUUACUGGUUGUAAAGACAAUAUAUUUUGUGUUUGAGUUUCAGAUAUUUAUAUUGUUGUGUAUUUUUUUGGAACUUUUUUUAUUAAUCAGUACAAACUUUAAGAUGAUGUUCAUUGAAUUGUGUUGGAUUCAACACAACCUGUUCUGAUUUCUUUUUUGGUGGUAUAUGCAUGUAACUUUUCAAAUGUGUUCUGGAAAAGGUGUUUUCAAUAGAUUUGUUUUAUUUGUUUAGUAUCCACCAGUGAUUCUUUAUUAUUUUACAUGUUCCACUACCUUUUGCAAGAACUUUAUUUAAAAAAAAUGAAUUUUUUUCUAUAAAUGGAGAUCAUUUUGUCACCCUGUCAUUCAUUGUGUUAUAUAGAGUUCAUGCCAGUCAUCCUGAUUUUUAUUGAAAAAGAGAUAACGCG